Knipowitschia caucasica is the source of this 1512-nucleotide messenger RNA. NCBI's taxonomy places the organism in Eukaryota, Metazoa, Chordata, Actinopteri, Gobiiformes, Gobiidae. The record is from the annotation of a GenBank genome assembly.
AUGGAGCCCGGAAAAGAAGGAGCUGCCCCCACUUCCAAGGAGGGAAUUAAACAGCUCGCUGGGAAGGCCCUCGGCCAUCUGUACAGGCGGCUGGAGAGGAAGCAGCAGACCAGCGAGGCCAUCGAGCUCACGGAGGAUGGGAGACCGCGCAGCGACGGGGAGCGCCGUACUCCGCUCUGCGACUGCACCUGCUUCGGGCUUCCGCGGAGGUACAUCAUCGCCAUUCUCAGCGGCCUCGGCUUCUGCAUCUCCUUCGGGAUCCGCUGCAACCUGGGUGUGGCCAUCGUCAGCAUGGUCAACCCCCGCACCGUGCACGAAAACGGCAAGAUCAUCAUCAAGGAGGGAGUGACUUAUCCAGCCUGCCAUGGCAUCUGGAGUAAAUGGGCCCCACCGUUGGAAAGAAGUCGACUGGCAACCCUCUCCUUCUGUGGAUCAUACGCUGGAGCGGUGGUGGCGAUGCCUCUGGCUGGGAUCCUGGUGCAGUACACGGGCUGGUCCUCUGUCUUCUACGUGUAUGGGAGCUUUGGGAUCGUGUGGUACAUGUUCUGGGUCCUGGUGUCGUACGAGAGCCCAGCGGAGCAUCCCACCAUCACGGAAGAAGAGAGGCGCUACAUCGAGGAGAGCAUCGGGGAGAGUGCGCAGCUUAUGGGCGCCAUGGAAAAAUUUAAAACGCCCUGGAAGAAAUUCUUUACCUCGAUGCCCGUCUAUGCAAUCAUUGUGGCCAACUUCUGCAGAAGCUGGACCUUUUACCUGCUGCUCAUUAGUCAGCCAGCGUAUUUUGAAGAAGUAUUUGGCUUCGAAAUCAGCAAGGUUGGGAUGGUCUCUGCUCUUCCUCACCUGGUUAUGACGAUUAUAGUACCGCUGGGAGGGCAGUUGGCCGAUUAUCUACGCACACACAACAUCAUGUCCACCACGACGGUCCGGAAAAUUAUGAAUUGUGGAGGGUUUGGAAUGGAGGCUACGCUGCUGUUAGUGGUGGGUUACUCUCACAGCAAAGGAGUUGCAAUAUCGUUCUUAGUUCUUGCUGUGGGGUUCAGUGGUUUUGCAAUAUCAGGUUUCAAUGUCAACCACCUCGACAUUGCUCCCCGCUACGCCAGUAUCCUGAUGGGCAUCUCCAAUGGUGUGGGGACGCUGUCAGGGAUGGUCUGUCCUCUCAUCGUGGGGGCAAUGACCAAAAAUAAGACCCGGGAGGAGUGGCAGUACGUCUUCCUUAUCGCCUCCCUGGUGCAUUACGGGGGCGUCAUCUUUUACGGCCUCUUUGCUUCGGGGGAGAAACAGCCCUGGGCGGACCCCGAAGAAACCAGCGACGAGAAGUGUGGCUUUAUCGACGAAGACGAGCUGGCAGAGGAGACCGGAGACAUCACGCAGGGCUACGGUGCUAUAGCGGGGCCAGCCAAGAGCUACGGAGCCACGGCCCAGCUGAACGGAGGCUGGGUUCAGGACUGGGACAAGACUGAGCAGUACGUCCAAGAACCAGCGCAAAACGUGUAUGCAGAGCGAGGCUAUUCUUAA